Messenger RNA from Stegastes partitus (bicolor damselfish), 1840 nucleotides. It is a transcript of the gene msx1a, whose product is annotated as muscle segment homeobox 1a. The coding region runs from base 135 to 986 and encodes 283 amino acids. Gene Ontology annotation, cellular component: nucleus. The record is from RefSeq and is a predicted model, not a curated record. Gene Ontology annotation, molecular function: DNA-binding transcription factor activity, RNA polymerase II-specific; RNA polymerase II transcription regulatory region sequence-specific DNA binding. Lineage: Eukaryota; Metazoa; Chordata; Actinopteri; Pomacentridae. Gene Ontology annotation, biological process: regulation of transcription by RNA polymerase II; embryonic morphogenesis. The transcript has 2 exons.
UUAGUGCGCAUCGCAGCAGCAACUCCACGGCAAACUCUUCCCACGAUCACCCCCACGAGAGCCGACUUGUCCUCCUCCUUCUCCUCCUCCCCCCCUCUCCUCCUCCCUACACUCCCGGUGCCAGUCGGACCUGUAUGGCCCCAUCGACCGCCAUGUCAGCUCUGACCGCUGGUUUGAAAACUGAAGAUCUCCCUCCUCGCUCGGUUCUCGUCAGCAGAAGCGAAAUGCAGACCAGCCUGAGCCCCGCGGAGGACACCGGGAAGCCCAAAGUGGCGAUUCUGCCCUUCAGCGUCGAGGCGCUCAUGGCUGAUAGGAAGCCCAGCAGAGAGGUGCCAUCCCCGGAUGCCCCGUCCGUGGCAGGGACGUCCCAGGCGCUGGGGAAGGGCGCACGGAUGGGCUCUUUCGGUAGUCUGGAUACAGUGGCUCCAGCUUUACCCAUGAGCUCUUCGUUCUCGGUGGGCGAGCUCAUGAACAUGCCAGAAGACGUGCUGAUUAAACCCGAGAGCCCGGAUAGUAAAGAGAGGACUUCGUGGAUACAGAAUCCUCGCUUUUCUCCAACACCUCCAAGAAGGUUAAGUCCUCCUGCCUGUCCGCUGAGGAAACACAAGACGAACAGAAAGCCCCGGACUCCCUUCACCACGUCCCAGCUGCUCGCCUUGGAGAGAAAGUUCCGCCAGAAGCAGUACCUUUCUAUCGCCGAGCGCGCAGAGUUCUCCAGUUCCCUCAACCUGACGGAGACCCAGGUUAAAAUCUGGUUUCAGAACAGGAGAGCCAAGGCCAAGCGGCUGCAGGAGGCAGAGCUUGAAAAACUGAAAAUGGCAGCUAAGCCCAUGCUGCCUCCGGCUUUCGGGAUUUCCUUUCCCCUCGGUGCGCACGUCCCCGCGUCCUACGCAGGGUCGCACCCGUUCCAGAGGCACUCGCUGCCGGUUUCUCCCGUGGGACUGUACGCCGCUCACGUCGGAUACAGUAUGUACCACCUGGCUUGACAGGGACCGAGGGCGACGCGCAGCGGGACACAAAAGGGGGUUAAGACAACUCUGUGAGAGACAGAGAGGAGAGGAGAGGCCCUUCGGAGCGCCGAGGUGACGCUGUACUGAAUAAAGAAGCAUCCUGGUGGUGAAGUCAGUGUCACAUCUUGUCAAAGGGGGGCCGAGGCCUCCUUACAGACCCCUUCUGAAGACCUUGAGGUUUACCCACUUCUGUUUACCUCGCCAGUAAGUUCACACACUGCAAAAAUAAUCCAACGUCAUUCAAGUCUUAAAUUUGUUGAUUUUUUUUCCUCUCUCGGUUGACUUUAAAUAUAAAACAAAGUACGUGAAAAUCUUAUUUUUUAGAGAAAUAAAAUGAGACUAAAUGACUUCAAGAUGGACAUUUUUUGCGGUGCAGAGGUGGAGAACAACUUGUAGCCGUGUGAUUUGUCAUGAAUGGACAGCCAGUGUGGACAGUCCAGCUCUCCACAGCCACGUGAAAGGUGACACGGCUGCUUAGACUGUCGCGCAGCUUGACAACAAACUUUUGUGGGCUGCUGUCACACCACAAAUCCAUACUUUUUUUUUCCCAAUUUGUUAUUUUUUUUUGCAUUCAUAUCAAUGCGUAACUAUAGUGGGUUACUGAAUCCAGUGUCAAUGAGUGCUCUUUGUGAAUUUCGAGAACCACAGCAUUUGUUUUUCUUUAUUAUUAUUAUUUUUUUUUAUAACAGCACUGUCUGUUGUCGGAUUGAUUCCCUUCGGAAGGGAUAUGUGUACUGUAAAAUAAUGUAUAUUUGAAGAAUAUCCUCAUUUAUAUUAUGAAUAUAUUUGUGACAUAACUUAACAAUAAAUUGUUUAUUCUUUUUCAUUAA